AUUUUUUUUUUCACUUGUUGAAGAUUGAAUUGGUUGGAGAUAUUUUGAAUGAUCCAUAUCUUGUUUUAGAGUCUCGCGGACCACCGAGCUCGCUACAAUGUUCAACAUAGUCCGAUCUCUUGGAGCUCUCCUCCUUCUAGUCUCUUUGGCGCACGCGCAGUUUCAAUUCUUCGAGCACAUGUUUGGAGGUGGUCAAGAACGCCAGCAAAAUUCGCAACAAAAUGUUCCCAGCGACAGCUCUCGAUACCAGAGCAUGUGGGAAGGAGCCCGAUGCGAUAAAUAUCUAUGCCCUGGUACCCUCGCCUGUGUUCAUUUCCCACACCAUUGCCCGUGCCCACACCCUGCCGCGGAGGAGAAGUUCGAGCUGGGCGACGGCAGUGCAGUUUGUGUCUCAAGGGGAGGAUACAAGCCUGGGGAAGCUGCGCGAAAGGUUGAGCUGGCUCGGAAAGGACUUCUUUGAUUGAGAGAUGUUAUUAAGUGUGUUUAUUUUGUCUUGAUUGUCACCGGAGUUGCUGUCUAUAAAUGAUUUAGUUUGUUCGGAGUAUGUACGGAUUAUAUGGAACCGUCCGGCAAAAUGAAUAUAAGCCUACCAACAAUUGCAAGCCUCGUAAAACCGCGC
Molecule: messenger RNA, 619 nt
Organism: Aspergillus versicolor CBS 583.65
Lineage: Eukaryota; Fungi; Ascomycota; Eurotiomycetes; Eurotiales; Aspergillaceae
Gene: lcl2
Product: protein lcl2
Exons: 2
Coding region: 98-460 (120 amino acids)
Source: RefSeq, a predicted model, not a curated record